AUGAUGCUGCGCUCGGGUAAGAUCACGCCCCGGGUGAAGAAGCCCUUCAGCCCCAGGGAGACCACUGGCGACGUGGAGGAUCUGGGACCCCCAGCUCAGAAGGCGAGUGCCCCCAGAGGGGGGAAGAGCCGGUGGAGAGGCUGGCAAGAGGACGGCCCUACAGAGCCCGUAUCCCCACUGAUGGGAAGGGCCAUGAAGGUGCAUUUCGAACAGUGUCCAUCCAGCCCAGCAAGCAAGGCGGCUUCCCUCCAGAUCCCACCCCUGGGCGUCGUCUGCUUCUCUCCCCUGGGCGCGGAGGAGCCAGAGAGCCCCCUGGUGCAGAGAGGGAAGCCCAGAGCUCAGCCCACGGGGGGAGUUGUGUACUUCGGGGACCUCCCGCGGGAUGAGCCAGAGGAAAGCGGUAUCUUGAGCCCCUUCGUCCACAAGACCCUGCCCCCCAGGUCCAGCCAGAAGCCCCCCAGGAAAGAAACCCCCAUCAAGACCCGCAGCACCCCUGAGAGCACCCUGGUCCUGGAGCUGGAGGGGAUCCUGGUCUGUUGCUCCCUGACAUCCAGCCAGGACGCCGACUGCACCUUCCUCACAGACUUCCAGGGGGACGCUUAUCGGGUUUAUAUGAAGCUGCGCCCCCACGUGCAGGAGUUCCUGGAAACCCUCUCCAAAGCCUACGAGAUCUUUGUCUUCACCACCGCGAAGCAGGACUACACAGAGAAGAUCCUGGAUGUCUUGGACCCUCAGAAGAAGCUGAUCAGGCACCGCCUCUAUCAACAGGACUGCCUCUGCGAGCAGGGUUACUAUGUGAAGGACCUCUCCAUCCUGGAGAGAGACCUGGCCAGGACAGUGGCCCUGGAUGAUUCCCUCCAAGGAUUCCCUUACCAGAUUUCCAACUGGGUCCCGAUCCCCGGCUGGCUGGGAGACCGCCAGGAUGAGGAGUUGCUGCGCGUCCUCCCGCUGCUGGGGAAGCUCAGCCAAGCGGGUGACGUCCGCACUGAAAUCCGGAGGAAAUACCGUCUCUGCAGGCUACUGGCUGUGGAUUGA
This is a messenger RNA of Terrapene triunguis (Three-toed box turtle), 1035 nucleotides long. RefSeq names its product CTD small phosphatase-like protein 3. Bases 1 to 1035 code for a protein of 344 amino acids. The transcript is spliced from 10 exons. The record is from RefSeq and is a predicted model, not a curated record. Gene Ontology annotation, molecular function: phosphoprotein phosphatase activity. NCBI's taxonomy places the organism in Eukaryota, Metazoa, Chordata, Testudines, Emydidae.